This is a messenger RNA of Taeniopygia guttata (zebra finch), 810 nucleotides long. The record is from RefSeq and is a predicted model, not a curated record. Lineage: Eukaryota; Metazoa; Chordata; Aves; Passeriformes; Estrildidae.
GAAAAACUGCAAAAAAUGACAAAAAAAUUGACCAAAAAUUCGAAAUUUGAGAGCGAGGAAGAGGAGGAUGAAGAUGAAGAGGAAGAAAAAGCCCCAAAAAUUGCCCGAAAAUCCCCGAAAUUGCCCCAAAAAUCGGCGGGGUCGGAUUCGGAGGAUUCCGAGGAUUUGCCGCUGGCGAAAUGGGCGGAAAAACGGCGGAAACGGGAGCGGGAGGAAGAGCGGGGGACGAGGAAGAGGAGGAGGAAGGAGGAGGAGGAGGAGGAGGAGACGUGGUGGAAUCCCAGGAAGGACCCGCCGGAAGUGGCGCGGAUGAAGCGAUACCUCCGCGCCGCUGGGUGGCGCCCUAACUACAAGCGGCUGUUCCGGAAGUGCCGCAGCCGCCGCGAGGCGCUGGAGGCGCUGAGGGGCGCCCUGCGCGAGCUCGGCCUCAGAGGCACCCCGUCCCUGGCCCGGUGCCGCCGCCUCGGCCGCCGCCGCGAGGAAAGAGCCGAACUCGCCGCCCUCGACGCCUCCAACAUUUUACCCGCGCGAUCCCGCCGCAGAAACGCCGAAACGGCCCCAAAAUCGCCGCCGAGGUCGCCCCUCCCCCCCCCGGACUGGUCGCGGCUCCGCGGCGUCGUCGACUCCGACAGCGAAUGAAGAAACCCCAAAUUUGGGGUUUUUUGGGGGGAAUUCUUGGACUUUUGGGGUUUUUUUGGGACUCGGGGGGGAAUUGAAAUUCAGCAUAAAAAUGGGAAAAAAAAAGGUUAAAAAAAAUCGUUGCGGAAAUGAGAAAAUCGCCGUGGAAAUGCACAAAAUUGCCCAAAAAAU